This is a messenger RNA of Lolium perenne, 2388 nucleotides long. RefSeq names its product pentatricopeptide repeat-containing protein At3g09650, chloroplastic. The record is from RefSeq and is a predicted model, not a curated record. NCBI's taxonomy places the organism in Eukaryota, Viridiplantae, Streptophyta, Magnoliopsida, Poales, Poaceae. Gene Ontology annotation, molecular function: protein binding.
CUUCUUCCCUUGUGCAGACCACAACAGAGCAAAGCAGCAAAGCAGAGCAUCCAUCAUGCUGCACGGCAAGCUCCGCCUCCAGCCCCAUCCUCACCCUCCGGUCGCCCCCUUCUCCGUCCCGCCGCCAUUCUCGCCGCCCACCACCACCACCUCCUCUUCGUCGCGCACCCACCACCUCGUCCACUCCGCCAUUUCCCCCGCCGCACCACUCUCUACUACCCACCAAGACGAUGACGCCCUCCUCGCCCUCCUCCGCGCCGGCGACACCGACGCCGCCUACCGCCUCUUCGCCUCCUCCCCCUCCCUCCCCGAGUCCCCCACCGCCGCCUCCCGCCUCCUCGCCCAGCUCUCCUACACCUCCACCUCCUCCCGCACCUUCUCCCGCGCCGCCGGCCUCCUCCACCGCCUCCGCGCCCAGGGCGGCCUCACCCUCCUCGACGCCAACUCCCUCUCCCUCGCCGCCUCCGCCGCCGCCCGCUCCGGCAACGCGCACCUCGCCUACUCCCUCCUCCUCUCCAUGCUCCGCCGCGGCCUCCUCCCCGACCGCCGCGCCUACACCGCCGCCGUCUCCCGCCUCGGCCCCGCCCGCGCGCUCCGCCUCUUCCACGCCGUCCUCCACCACCUCCGCCGCGCCCCGCCCUCCCCCUCCUCGCUCCCCGACACGGCCGCCUUCAACGCCGCGCUCAGCGCCUGCGCGGACGCCGGCGACUGCCGCCGCUUCCGCGACCUCUUCCACGAGACGCGCAACUGGGGCGCCGGCGCCGCGCCCGACGCCCUCACCUACAACAUCGCCAUCAAGAUGUGCGCGCGCGCCGGCCGCCGGGACCUCGUCGCGCGCGUGCUCGAGCGGAUGCUCGCCGCCGGCCUCGCCCCCUGCGCCACCACCUUCCACUCCCUCGUCGCCGCCUACGUCGGCUUCGGCGACAUCCCCACGGCAGAGAACAUCGUGCAGGCCAUGCGGGAAGGCCGCGCCGACGUCUGCCUCCUGCUCCGGCAAGUGGCAGCAGCUGCAGAAAACAACACCCCCGACGAGCACAGCGCUGUGCUUGAGGACGUCGUCGGGGCCAGGCCGGAAGACGGCACCGAGGCGCCGCUGCUGCCGAGGACGUACCCGCCCAACUCCAGGGUGUACACGACGCUGAUGAAGGGGUACAUGAACGCCGGCCGCGUGGACGACGUGGUGGCCAUGGCGCGCGCCAUGCGGCUGGAGGGGGAGACGAUGCCGGAGAGCCGGCCAGACCACGUCACCUACACCACGGUGAUAUCCACCCUCGUGGCCGCCGGCGACGUAGACCGCGCGCACUCCGUGCUCGACGAGAUGGGGAGAGCAGGGGUGCCGGCGACCCGGGUGACCUACAACGUGCUCAUCAAGGGCUACUGCCAGCAGCUGCAGAUGAGCAGGGCCAGGGAGCUCCUGGAGGAGAUGACCACCGACGCCGGCAUCGAGGCCGACGUGGUCACCUACAACACCCUCAUGGACGGGCGCGUUCUCAUGGACGACAGCGCCGGCGCGCUGGCCCUCUUCAACGAGAUGCGGUCGCGCGGGGUGCCGCCGUCCACGGUGAGCUACACGACGCUGAUGAAGGCGUUCGCGGCGUCGGGGCAGCCCAAGGUGGCGCUCAAGGUGUUCGAGGAGAUGGACAAGGACCCCAGGGUGACGGUGGACAGGGCGGCAUGGAACAUGCUGGUGGACGGGUACUGCCAGCAGGGCCUGCUGGACACGGCGAAGCAGAUGGUGGAGAGGAUGAAGGAGCGCGGCGCGCAGCCGGACGUGGCCACCUACGGCAGCCUGGCCAAGGGGAUCGCCAUCGCCAGGAAGCCCGGGGAGGCGCUGGUGCUGUGGAACGAGGUCAAGGAGCGGUGCGAGGCUGGCGCCGGCGGCAAGCCACCGUUCAAACCCGACGAGGAGCUCCUGGACGCGCUCGCCGACGUGUGCGUCCGGGGAGCCUUCUUCAAGAAGGCGCUGGAGAUCGUGGCGUGCAUGGAGGAGAACGGCAUCGCGCCCAACAAGACCAAGUACAAGAAGAUCUACAUCGAGAUGCACUCCAGGAUGUUCACCAGCAAGCACGCGUCGCAGGCGAGGCAGGACCGAAGGCGGGAGCGCAAGAGGGCAGCGGAGGCAUUCAAGUUCUGGCUCGGCCUGCCCAACUCCUACUACGGCAGCGAGUGGCGGAUCAGCCCCCUCGUCAGCACCCAAGACGACGACGACGACGACGACCUCAGCUAGAGGCUAGAGCACAACCCCUCUUCCUUCUGCAUCUCCUCCCAAGAAAGUUUUGACAACUACAAAGAGAUACUAGCAUACUGCUGCAUACAUAAUACUGAUGUUGUAUCACUACAUAAAUCAUGGCAAUGUUACCUUGUAUGAGUAAGUCUUCCAUCUCAUAA